CACGCGCCAGCAACAAGGAAUAAGGAGGUUAGGAGGAAGCGACCUCGAGCUAAAUGGUGGACACUUCAUCGAAAACCGUGGAAAUAGCACCGAGAAAUAUUUCAGACAUGCCUUGAAAACUCAUCUACAUGUAGUCAGAUAUACAGGGUAGCAGUAUGGGUCUUAGGGAGUCAAAAUUAUGCUUUCUUCCAUACGAAGAGGCGGUAAAACGAGUUACGGAGGAGGAGAUGCAGAGACUUCGUCUAGCAUUCAAGAGGUCUUCUGGAGUCAGUGGAUUAAUGCCACAGAACAUGUUCAGUCGAGAAGUGUUGGGAGACGGUGUGCCAUCCAAAGUUUGCGAGCAAAUCUAUGGAGCCAUCGGUGGAACUGGUAAAGGGGUAACAUUUCGGGAUCUCCUGUGCGGUUUGGUGUUGUUAACGCGAGGCACACGAGAAGAGAAAAUAAAAUUUAUCUUUAAUGUGUAUUCAUCUGAUGGUACAUAUGUGACAAAGGACUGCAUAGAAAGCCUUAUUCUCGCUUGCGAUGGGGGCAAUAUACCACAAGUUGUGAGUGAUGUGUUCUCUGAGGUGGACCGAUUAACAUUUGAUGAGUUCUCCCAUUGGCUAUUGAAGCACCCUGAUGUCACAACUCUGACAAGAUGGCUACUGAUCGUUAGCAGUGGUUGCAGUCUGCAGUUAACAGACAACAGUGAAACACCGACCUUCUACCAGACACUAGCUACUGUCACACAUUUGCAAGAGCUCGAUAUCAUUGAGCUGGAAAAGAAGUACUGGUUUCUCAAGUCAGCAUCCAAAAGUGGAAAGUUUGACUUGGAGACAUUCACCAUGCUGGCAUCUCCCCCAAUACCAAGUAGUGCUUGUAAAGGUUUAUUCCAAGCCUUUGAUGAGAACAAUGAUGGUCAUAUUGACUUUAGGGAGAUGGCUUGUGGGAUCUCAGCCUGCUGUCGUGGAUCCAGCUCAGAGAGACAACAGUUUUGUUUCAGGGUUUUUGACUGUGACCAAGAUGGUUUUCUGUCUAGAGAUGAGCUGGAACUUAUGUCCAAGAUUCUCCUUCAGAUUAGAAAAGAGAAUUCUCCUGAAAAGGAAACAGACGAGUACUGUGACUCUAUCCUUAUGGCUGAGGAAAUUUUAUCCAACUGUGAAAAACCCAAGGAUGGCAAGGUGAAUCUGGAAGAAUUUCAAGUGUGGUCCAACCUCCACCGCUUUUCACUGCUCUUUCCUAAGCUCUUAGUCCAGGUCUGCCAUAUUGUGUUAGGACUGAGGCCACUCACAAGAGAAGUUGAAUUACAAGUUAUCAGGGGCUGGCUCGAGCGUGAAAACCAACAGGGUCUUAAACCUGGAACACUUUGGUACCUGGUAUCUAUGUCAUGGUGGAGAAAGUGGAAGGAAUUUGUUAACUAUCAGCCAACACGAAGAUCAUCAACAGGAUCCGUGAAGAAAAAUGGCACAAUUCCUAGCAAGCCCAAUCAGACAGCAAACAAUACCCCAACAUGGAGCUCAGAAUCGUUACGGACGAGAACAAUACUGCGCAGGGAGUCACAUCCCUCCUACCCCAACACAGCAGUGACCAAGAAUGAGAGCAUGAAUGGUCACUGUACUCCUGAGGUGGAGCCUGGGCCAGGACAAAUUGAUAACACAUCCCUCAUUGAACCUGAAACUAGGAAGGUGAUGAUACUAACUGGAGAAGGAGGAAGGCUAAAGCGAAGUGUUCCUCUUGGGAGAGGCAGAGAUUUUGAGAUUCUGCCUGAACCCGUUUGGAGAGCAUUGUUGACUUGGUAUGGUGGGGGUCCAGCCCUUCCCAGGACGGUAGUGGUACCAUUAAAUGGUGACUCUACACCAGAGCUUGAACUCUUUCCAUUAAACUUGAAAAUCUACCGGCAUUCCCCUCCACCUACAAGAGGUGGUAUUACUACCUGGACAGGGGUGGGGUUUGGCCUGAGCAGCUUUGGGUUCAACACCAACUCCAUGACAGCUAGCCAUGCCCCUCCCAAGAAGUACCUGGCAUAUCUUGCGGCUUUCAGCUACAUCAACACCCUCCAGCAGGUUCUGGAGUACAUUAGUGGCCGGCUGCGGAUACGCACUGAGGAUCUAAGACUUUGGAUCAUGAAUGAUGAUAACACCUUGCACCUCCUAGAAGAGGAAAACUCAUCUCUGAGGGAUCUCAACUUAACAGACAACAUGAAUCUUCUAUUAGAAGUGCGUAACAGGGACAUGAGCUGGCCUGAGGAGAUGUCAUCACUAGCUUCCAGCAAAAGUCUGAGGGAAAAACUCAACCUUGAGCCUACUGAGAAGGGUGCUACAGGCCUUAGCAACCUGGGUAAUACUUGCUUCAUGAACUCUGCACUACAGUGCCUCAGUAACACACAGCCCCUCACGCAGUUCUUCACUGCAAAGUGUCACUACUAUGAGCUAAAUAGGACUAACCCUCUAGGCAUGAAGGGCCAUAUAGCUCGUCGCUAUGGCGACCUUGUAGAAGAUCUCUGGAGUGGGAGUUCGAGGAGUCUAGCACCUCUCAAGCUGAGAUGGACGAUAGGGAGGUACGCCCCAAGGUUCAAUGGCUUUCAUCAACAUGAUGCUCAGGAGUUCCUGUCAUUUCUUCUAGAUGGUCUACAUGAGGACCUUAACAGAGUUCAUGACAAACCUUAUGUGGAACUCAAAGACAGUGAUGGCCGGCUUGAUGAGAUUGUUGCUCAAGAGGCCUGGGAUAACCAUAUCAAGCGGAACCAGUCCAUUAUCGUAGAUUUAUUUCAGGGUCAGCUCAAAUCGCAAGUCCGCUGUGUAGAGUGUGGCUAUGUGAGCGCCAGGUUUGACCCCUUUACCUUCCUCUCACUGCCUCUCCCAAUGGAUAACUCCAUCUUCAUCGAAAUCGUUGUUGUCCCCCUGAGUGGCGCCACACCCGUAAAGUACGGCCUUCUGCUGAACAAUGACGAUAAAUACAAGGCUGUACGCAAGGAGCUUGCCAAGCUGUGUGUCAUCAACGUGGCGCAGCUACUGCUGGUGGAGGUGUACGGCGCCACAGUCAAGAGCCUACCUACAGACUCUCAAAAGAUCCGCUCAGCUUUAGGUGGUAUCCUGUAUGCCUACGAGGUCCCCGAGAAUGUGUACGACACGCCGACCUCCUCGCCAUCAGUGGCAUCCCGACAACAGAUCGUCACUUCCUUCAAGAAGACACCCACUAUUGUACCCGAGUCUGAAGAGGAUGCUAAUAAAUGCGAGAGUAACGCUCCCCCUAGGCUUGACAAUAAGCCUAGUAGUAACCAUGGUCAAACCGACCCUGCCAAUAAGCCUUGUGAACGUGGCCCAGCGAAGCCCGACGAUACACCUUCAGGUACCGGAGAAAUUGGUCCAGCUGGAAGCACGAGAUUUACUGAUUCAGAUAAAAACUCUAGUAGAGGAACCAUCGAAAGUGGCGAUACAGAUAAGAACUCGAAUAGAGGGAGCAGCGAGAAUGUGCUGCGUGUGGAGGAGAACUGGUUCUCGGAAGAUUCCAAGAAAAAGCGACGGAAUAGUCCUAGCUUGCUCAAGAGGCUGAGCCCUAAACCCAGAAAAAAUGUCAGUCCUAAGAUAACGGUAAAUUCAACGAAUGGCGACUUACGGGAGUCUUCGUCGUCUUCCUCAUCAGAGCUUUCGUCCCAGGGGUGCUCGGCCUCAGACUCUGGGAUUUCUAUGAACAAUGACCAGUCUCCCACGAUUCACAACCGACGUGUGGGGACUGGCGGCGAUGGUGUGGAGACACCGUCAUCGGGACCUUCACCUUACUUGGGAUACUGCUUUAAGGGAUUCGUAGUGGCGAUUCAUAGAAAGAUGAAUCGUUCGGAUGCAUACUUCCUGUCACCCCAGAAGAACAGACCAAGUUUAUUCGGGGUCCCUGUGGUUGUCCCGUGCACGUCCCGCACAAAGCAUUGCGAGCUGUACCAGACCGUGUGGAAACAGGUUUCCCGACUUCUUAGCGCGCCUGCUCCCGGAGACAAGAACGCCAAGGAUGGGAACACCGGUGAUUACCCGUUCGAGCUGCGCGUAGUGCAGAAGGAUGGAGUCACGUGUGCUUGGUGUUCAUGGUUCCGGUUUUGCCGUGGUUGCCUUAUCAAAUGUUCGGAUCAAGAGUUCGGUAACAGCUCGUCGUACAUAGCGAUCGAGUGGGACCCGACCACGCUACACCUCCGCUACCAGUCGUCCCUGGAGAAGAACUGCGAGGAGCAUGAGAGCGUGGAGCGGAGCCGCAGGCUUCAGACGGAGCCUAUCGACUUGUACGAGUGCCUGCGGGCGUUCACCAACGAGGAGGAGCUCGGCGAUGAGGAACUCUGGUACUGCAACAAGUGCAAGAAGCAUCGGUUAGCGGUGAAGAAGCUUGAGAUUUGGAGUCUUCCUCCCAUUCUGGUGAUCCAUUUGAAGCGCUUUCAGUACGUGAAUGGUCACUGGGUCAAGUCAAACAAGAUUGUCAACUACCCCAUGGCGGGCUUUGACCCCUCUGCAUUCCUAGUACCCAGGCCACCCGGUAGCCACUUGACCGUCAGGCGUGAGAACACGACCGUAACCACGGUAACCGUGCGCAGCUCGGUCAAAGAGGAAAAGGAGGAAGAUGUGGAGGCUGAAAAGGCCGCGUCGAACUGUGCGGAUAGCAACGAUUUCAAUUCACCAUUCGGUCUUGUUACUUCUGGAUUACCUACUUCCGGGCCUGUUACUUCCGGUUUGUGCAACUCAAUGUCUGCUACUUCCGUUGAGAACACAAAUGGCUGUGCGUCUUGUAGCAGUCGAGAUAUGGACUGUUCGGGUGCAACCACGAGUCAAGUCGAACUCAAUACCAAGAACAACUCACGCAAUUCUUCCAUAUCCAGCCUUAACUCUGCUAAAGUACAUCCAGAAGUCAGCGGUAGCAAGGUUGCUAGGGACCAUAGUACGCCGUCGCCAUGUCGUGAUGGCUCGUGUCGUGAUGCCCCGUUUCGUGAUGGCGCAAGUCAUGAUGUCGCCUGUCGUGAUGGUUCGUGUCGUGAUGUCCCGUUUCGUGACGGCGCAAGUCCUGAUAGCGCGUGCCCUGGUAUCGAUUGCCGUGAUGGCCCGUGUCAUGCUAAUGGAUGUUGUGAUGAUCCAUCUCAGGAGAAUAUACGGUACAGGGCAUCUUCCAUGUCGUUCAAGACUCCUGUUUAUCGACUCUACGCUAUGUCGUGUCAUUCUGGAGUCCUUGGUGGAGGGCACUACAUCUCGUACUCACACAACCCGAACGGCAAGUGGUACUGCUACAAUGAUAGUAGCUGCAAGGAAUGUGACGUCAACAAGAUGCACGUGGACUCGCCCUACCUGCUAUUCUAUCAGCAAGACGACUUGAAUGAGAAGGCCUUCCUCCCCAGCGUCCGCGAUAGGACGCCCGACAAUGUCAGUGACGACGAGGAUUUCGAGAACGAUGUCAAGCGAAUGUGCUCCGUUCAGUAGCCGUGUGGUGCCUGUGAGACUUGUCCGCUUGCGUCCUUUCGUCUGUGAGCCGAUCAAAGUCGACUUGUUUAUCGUGACAGUCGUGUUUUUACCGUGUAACUCUUCUACCCAAGUGAUGUAGAACUUGUGUCAACUUGUAACACAUUCUUUAUUAAACCGUAUACAAUACGUGAUGUAAGUAAAAUUACGGCUUUAGGGAUUGGUUUGAAAUGUUUUUUUUUUUAUUUCUCUAAGCCUUGCCCAGAAAGCUUUUGCUUGAGAUCUCGCAGUUUGUGCCGACUAUUGUUUUAAAUUCCAAUUGUUUUCGGUCAAAAUUUAGAAACCCUUUACAGUGUCUCAAUUACGGGAAAAAUAAACCUAGAGAAUUAAAACCCAAAACAUGUUCUUACUCGCUCUGCGAUCCAAUUGAAUAUUAUUUCUAGUAGAUACUUCUAUCACAUAUAUUUUCUUUUCGGACAGGCAAGACAGUAGCACAUGCUAAACAUAUAGACAAUUUGAUGACAGGCUUGCUGCUCGGUGCAAAACUAUGUUUUGAACCGUUUUCAAUUUUUCUAGUGUUGACCAAGGUAUUAGUAACAGUUCCUAAGCUAUUUCUUAACAUGCAAAUGUUUCACCAUUAAUAUCACAUAACGAAUGUCAUGGUCAUAGAGUUAUAAGGAGUAUUCAUGCGCAUAAGUGUUUAUUGAAUGCAAAAUUGAGUGAAUUAUAAUGCUAAAGCUAAUGGUACAUUGGAGUAUUGUAAAUAAAUCUAUUUAUCGAAUUUUAUUCGCGGAAAUAUUCAUGUACAGUGACGAAUGGUUUGAAAAUAAAUUCCUUUGCGUUUGUAAA
This is a messenger RNA of Nematostella vectensis (starlet sea anemone), 6254 nucleotides long. RefSeq names its product ubiquitin carboxyl-terminal hydrolase 32-like. Bases 156 to 5426 code for a protein of 1756 amino acids. Gene Ontology annotation, cellular component: Golgi apparatus. NCBI's taxonomy places the organism in Eukaryota, Metazoa, Cnidaria, Anthozoa, Actiniaria, Edwardsiidae. The transcript has 33 exons. Gene Ontology annotation, biological process: protein deubiquitination. Gene Ontology annotation, molecular function: calcium ion binding; cysteine-type deubiquitinase activity. The record is from RefSeq and is a predicted model, not a curated record.